CUAAAAAAAGGUUAAUAUAAGUUUGUUUAUUUAACUGACAAGUACAAUAACCGAAAAAUGUACAAAAUAACUUUGUCUAUAGCAUGCGUUUACGCAGUUUUGCUUUCACCAACUAGUGGAUUUGUUGCUGAGCCAGUAAAGGACGUAGCAAAUUCAGCAGAAGCAGAAGAUGCCGCUUAUGUUUCUACACUGGCAGAUCAACCAGCAAUCAGAAGUAGUUUCGUGAAUUCAAAACAAUUCUUCCUUGUCACUACAGAAAAGGUCAAUUGGUACAAAGCAGCGCAUAUUUGUAAAUUCAAUGGCAUGGACUUGGCCAGCAUUGAUUCGAUGGAAGAAAACAAUAUUGUCGCAAUGCUCAUAAAUAUGUCGGGUUGUGGAGAUGCAUCGCCACGUUUCUGGACUUCGGGCAAUGACCUUGGCGCUUUCAGAGAGUGGUAUUGGUUGGCCAAUGGAAAACCGAUGAGUUUCACAAACUGGGGAGCCAAUGAACCAAACAACUCAAACGACACAAAUGAAAGAUGUGUGGAGAUACGAUGGAAAGACCAAGCUUAUACUUGGAAUGAUUUACCUUGUAAUUCGAACCUUUUCUUUAUUUGUGAAAUGAAAUUCAACUGAGUUCUAGUUAAGUAAAAAAGUUAAGAAAGUAAAAUCGAACGAUAAAUAACAGUGGUCGAACAAUGCAUCUUUCGUCGACAUGAAAAUAAUGAAAAUUCAACGUGAAAUCAAGAGAUUAUAAAAUAAUAAAAGAUGAAAACACGGCUGUAUACUUACACCGUAUACGGAAGUCAUAUAA
This is a messenger RNA of Bradysia coprophila, 793 nucleotides long. Its product is annotated as C-type lectin 37Db-like. Lineage: Eukaryota; Metazoa; Arthropoda; Insecta; Diptera; Sciaridae. The record is from RefSeq and is a predicted model, not a curated record.